AUGGACUCCGGAAACAGCGGCAGCCUGCAGUCGUCCAGCGGCGGCGACGACGACUUCGACUCCAGAUGCGGUUCCGACUCCUCGCCGCUCUCCGCCUUGCUCCGGCAGCCGCCGCCAUCCGUGCCGGGCUUCGGCGGCGGCUCCUUGAUCUACGGCCUCCAGGAGCUCCGCACGCCGCCGCUGUCCCACUGGUGCUCAACGACGGCGCCGCUCCCGGCCGGCGCAGAGGCCUCAGCCUCGCCGCCGUCGCUGUCCGGCCAUGGUGCACCAACGGCGGCCUCUGCGGCGGCCGACCAGGCGGACGCAGCGCCGGCCCAGGCCGCCGCGGCGGCGCCGCCGCGGGGGUCGAGGAAGCGGGCGCGGGCGUCGCGCCGCGCGCCCACCACGGUGCUCACCACCGACACCUCCAACUUCCGCGCCAUGGUGCAGGAGUUCACUGGCAUCCCCGCCCCGCCCUUCGCCGGCGCCGCGACGACCGCGCGCUCCCGCUUCGACCACCACCUCUUCCCCUUGCGCACCACCACCGCUGCCGCCAGGACCGCGAACCCCGCCACGCUCCUGCAGUACCUCGUCCGCCCCUUCGCCCACAAGGUCCAGGUCCACGCGUCGUCGACCCCCUACCCGCCGAGCUUCACCUCGCCCUCCACGUCCUCACCGGCUCCGGCCAACAUCUCCAUUGCGCCUGCUUCCACCACCACCCCCGGCACGACGGCCGUGGCGUCGUCCAGCGACAGCUACCACCAGCUCACAGCCGCCUCGACGUCCGCUCUUAUCGGGAUGCAGCAAGAUCACGGAAGCAACAACUACCACUCGUUCCAUCAGAGCUCCUCCCUCGGCGACUGCAAGUGCGCGGCGCGCCCAGUGUUCAACCGCGGCAUAGCACCACUGCCGUCUUCCGCCACGAGGCUGCAGGACCCGGCGGACUUCUUCGGUCUCACAUACGACGUCAUGUUGGGCUCCCAAGGGCCGCACGCGCACUUGCACCCGCGCAACGGCGGCGACGUGCUGUCCGGCCUGGUCGGGGGCGCGUCCGUCACCGGGGCCGACGGCUGCAAGGCGACGUACUCUUCGACGCGGCCUCUGCUGGAGCGCAAUCGGCGUAACCCGUCGGCCGACGGCUCCACAGCGACGACGACGACGGCCCCGGUGGCGGCAACGGCGGGCAUGAGAACGCAAGCAGGCGUCGUCGACUCAUGGAUCUGCACAUCAGAUUAG
This is a messenger RNA of Miscanthus lutarioriparius, 1215 nucleotides long. The record is from the annotation of a GenBank genome assembly. Lineage: Eukaryota; Viridiplantae; Streptophyta; Magnoliopsida; Poales; Poaceae.